AUGGAGUUUGUGAAAGACUAUGUUAUGGUGGAAGUUGAUUUUUGCCUUCAAAAAGUUCUUUGGAAAAUGCCAAUAUUCUCGCAAAACAGGGAAUAUACAGUAGCAAACCUGUACAAACGUAGAAGGGAAACUGAUACUUCACAACCACCUCUUCCUUUACCUCUUCUUACAGUAAUAUUAUCAACGUUUGCGAUUGUUACUACUCUUUAUGGUCAAUUAUGUCGACGAUAA
Molecule: messenger RNA, 231 nt
Organism: Funneliformis caledonium
Lineage: Eukaryota; Fungi; Glomeromycota; Glomeromycetes; Glomerales; Glomeraceae
Source: the annotation of a GenBank genome assembly